UCGAGGUGGUUUCGGCAGUCGUUUGUUGCCCACUUGAGAUAAGAGCGCAGGGCCACCAUUUUGGCUCCAUUCCACAACUGGAUUGCCACACCCUGAAUUUAUUCUUUUUGUCAUCUCAAAAAACAAGAUACUUCAGUCAUAUCAUGUCCAAGUUGAAUUACGUUUAAGGAAUUUAAUCAUCGUAGUAAUUCAGUACAAGUUUCUUAUCAGUUAAAUAUCUCGAUUUGUUAAGAAAAAAGUUUGCAGUUUAUCAAUGGCAUCGCCAAAGUCGAAUCAAAUUCUUGAAACCAUUAUUAAUGAGAAUUACGAGGCUCUCAGAAAUGCGUUGGAUGUGAGUGAAUCUUUGCUAAACCAUCUCGAAGUGAAUAAAAUUAUUACUGAGGAGGCUAUGGAUUCGCUGGUCAAAACUUACGGGGGAAAAAAUAAGGCUGACAGAUUGCUUAGAAUUCUACGUGACUUAAGGACCGAUGAUGACAUACCAGUAAUUAUGGACGCUCUAGGGGAUGAUGUUAGCCGUAAUAAAAAAGCUUAUCAAAUUUUUGAAGGGUGGGGUUCCAAUAAACGUUGUGAAACAAACCAUGACCCAGGAACAGAAACGAUCAAUCUAAUCCCAGUGGCGAAAUGCACCAGUGACAUGAAGCAAAUCAUUCAAAAACCCAGGAAAAUAGCGAACCUUGUAAUUCCCUGCCCCGGACGUACAUGUCACCCAACUAUUGAAUACGAGUGGGAAUGCUGGAAAUGUAAACAAGGGAUUGAAUACGGUUAUGAUAAUUUUUUCUACUGCCGCUGUGGUAAAGGCUACAUUAAUAUGUUCGAAUUCAAGUGUCCACACCCAAACCAUGGCGUCGGGUUUAAGGGAUACGACGUUAAAUGUAUGGCUCAACCUCCAACCUUUCAAGGAGAUGAAUAUUCUCAUCCUAGGAGAGACUGGUGUUGGAAAGUCGACCUGGAUUAAUGCAUUCAUCAACCAUCUCACUUUUGAAUCGUUGCAGGAGGCAGAACGUAACAAUUUUUGCUCCCUGAUACACUCGGAAUUCACCAUUUUGGACGAAGAUUUUAAUGAAAUCAAUGUUUUCACUGGAGUGGACAAGAAUGAGGUGAAGAAAGCCGGCGCUUCCCAAACUCAAGAGAGUAAAGUUUACACCUAUAACUUCGGUGACACCCGCAUCCGUCUCAUCGACACGCCAGGAGUUGGAGACUCUAGUGGGGUAGAGAAGGACAGGGAAAAUUUUCAGAACAUUUUAAGCACCCUUUCCUGUUUCAAAGAGUUGCAUGGGAUUUGCAUCCUGCUUAAACCAAAUAAUUCUGUUCUCACUGUCAUGUUCCGAUUCUACAUCAACGAGCUACUGACAUAUCUCCACCGUGAUGCCAGUUAUAAUAUUAUGUUUUGCUUUACUCAUACAAGAAGCACUUUCUACCGUCCGGGGGACACAAUUCUGGCCCUGAGGGAACUUUUCAAGCAGAAUAGCGGAAUUUCGAUUCCACUUUCUACACACACAGUCUACUGCUUUGAUUCUGAGGCCUACCGUUAUCUAGCUGUUGUGAAGAACGUAGCGCAGCUCGUGAAAUUUUGGGAUGACGAGAUGGAAAAUUUUGCAAUAAGUUGGGACAGAUCAAGCAAUGAGACGAAGCGAAUGUUGAGACAUAUUUCGACCCUGAAACCUCAUCCUGUUCAAAGCACCCUUAGUUUGAACCACACUAGAGAACUUGUACUUCAGCUGGCACGACCGUUGGCAGAAAUUUCGAAAAUAAUCCAGACUAAUAAGGAGAUUUUGAAGGAUAACCCGAAAGGGAUUACAGUAACAAAGGAAACGAUUAAUGAGCAGAAUUAUGAACUUGUGAGAGAUUGUGAAGGCCAAUUCGAAAUUUGCAGCUUUUCCCAAGUCUAAUGCAAUUAAGCCCUAUAAUGACGUCAUGCUGGAGUACAUGGACCACCUGGUUACUGAGGAGAGGAAUGAAGUUAAGCCUGGUGGGUCUGAGCAAAUGCUUUUACACCUGGAAUGUUCUCGAGGUUCGUAUAAGAAGCAGUUGGAAAUAUUGGAUGAAGCCAUGAAAAGGGGAGACAGUAGGGAUAUUCUGAAGCCACAAGAAGUGAACGAUUUGGUCCAACAUUUGUAUAAGUUGAAAAUUUAUGGAAAAUCUAUUCGGGAUUCUUUGAAGGCCGUGAACAAAUACUAAUAUUUCACAUUACCAGGAAGUCCCGAGUAACGACAAUGUCUUAAAUAGUGUUAAAGUUACACUUGGAUUAUGAAAAUUUUGAGUAACAAUAAUUUCAACCGGAAUUUGUUAAGACAGAAAAAAAUUUGAAUUGGAUAAGGUUCACAGGCUUUGUAGAGCUGAUUUUUCUGAAACCAAGGGUGGCAGUAGUCCGUCUCUACUCCGCCCCCGGCGGAGAGGGAGGAGCUUAAAGUCGAAAAAAUCUCUCGGUCUGCGACUUCUAGCGCAAAGAGGGGUCAAUAUUUUUGAAUGCGGUUUACACCAAAAGUUUCCUAAUUGUUUUCCGAGCAUUUUUGGAAAUUCUCAAAGGAAAAUCCCUGUUACACUAAAGGUAGCGACAGUUCAAGUCUCAAGAAACCCCACAAGUGGUAUCGUUAAAUAGGUGUGCGCGCGAGGAUUCAGAAAAUAUACACUUUGUCUUGUGCAUGACCAUUCCCUGACGAUGAAAUUUCCGUUGAAAUGACUUCCUACAUGAAAAUUAAGGUGGAAUUGAGUUGCGGACAACACCCAUUGGUUGGGGGAGGUCCUAUCAAUCCCAUUAUCGAACUCGACCCCGAAAUACAGAUUGGAAGCACAAUUGCGAAAACCGCGUUUGACUACGUUGAGGUGUUCUAGAGAUAUAUCGCUUAUGAAUGGACGGACAGACGGACGGACGGACAUAUGUAGUCACGUAUAUGAAUAUCGAAGUACCUUUUUUAUAAAUAAACAAAACUUGUAAAAGGUCUUGUCUCCAAUGCUGGGCUACUUUCUGGGAAUUCACUUUGCGAGGGAUAGCCAACCGAGUAAAGUAAGUAAAAAGGCUGAUUUUACCAUGAUUUGACCCUAUCGACACGACCAAAAGUUGGCAAUGCUAUUAAUGACCGAAACACAUUUACAUACGCACGUUGUUUAAAUGACACACAUUCUUAAAAAUUUUGAAACGUGAAUGCACUCUGAUUUCUAAAUUAAGUACAGUACACCAAAUCCCGAAAAUUUUUUUUUAUCAAACCAAGGUUACCCUGGAUUUUGUGUACAUAGUUUACUUGCUUAAUAUGAAAUGCGGAGUGUAGCUGCUUCUUACAAGUGUAACAUUAUUUUUAAGAGUACACGUAAAUUAAUAGCUCGAGAGUAAAUUAAUAGCUGGAUAAAUUUAGAAAAGUCAAAUUUUACAGAUUAUUCAUAAAAAUGAGAGCAUUAUCUUGAAGUAUCUGUCGGAAUCUGUACAUUAAACAUACAGUAAAAAAUUGAAUGCAAAUAAAUAAACUAUUUUGAAACAAUA
Folsomia candida is the source of this 3475-nucleotide messenger RNA. RefSeq lists its product as uncharacterized. NCBI's taxonomy places the organism in Eukaryota, Metazoa, Arthropoda, Collembola, Entomobryomorpha, Isotomidae. The record is from RefSeq and is a predicted model, not a curated record. The transcript has 3 exons. The coding region runs from base 254 to 955 and encodes 233 amino acids.